AUGCUUCGCAGUGAUUACGCGGCCACUCCGAAAACUUUUGCACACAUUGAACACAACAAUAUGACGGAAGAUACCGCUUUUCAAGCCGAUACUCGACGCAGUGCUGCAACGGCACAGCCACCGGCACCUUUACAAGAACUUGAUGAUACCUCAAAGCGAUUUACAUGGCGUCAAGUGCGGACACUUGUAAUCAGUAGCGCUGGGUUCUUUACUGACGCUUAUGACAUUUUCAUUAUCAAUCUUAUUACGCCCAUGCUUGGUUAUAUCUAUUAUAAAGAUAGUGACAACAAGAUGCCCAGCGGAAUACAAGGUCCUUUCAAAGGCAUGGUUUCAUUCGGUCAGCUCUGCGGCCAGUUAACGUUUGGUUUCCUUGGAGAUGCAUUUGGUCGGAAAGCCAUUUAUGGUUUGGAACUACUGGUCAUUAUUAUUGCCACCAUCAACUGUGCCACAGCAGGAUCCGCUGUUGAAGGUGUUGGUGCAGUUGGCUUUCUUGGAUUUUGGCGAUUCGUCCUUGGCUUUGGUAUCGGAGGCGAUUACCCAAUGUCGAGUACAGUUGCAGCUGAAUGGUCUACUGUCAACACACGAGGUCAAAUGGUUGCCAUGAUUUUUUCAAUGCAAGGAGUUGGCCAGAUUGUGGCUCCGUUAGUGACCAUGGUCGUGCUUGCUGCAUUCAAGUCAGCUAUCGAAGGAAAUAUAGACAACCUAGAUUAUGUGUGGCGGAUUUGCAUUGGCCUUGGCGCUGUACCUGCGAUCGCAACAGUAUACAGCCGCUUUACUUUACCAGAGUCACCUCGAUACGCAGCGAACGUCCAAAACGACACAUCGGGUGCCAAAUCAGCUUUGGAAUCAUUUCCGUCAUCUAGACAAAGGAGGAACCAGACACGCCAAGAUCAACAGCAACAACAAGUGGAUUCUGAGAGUAGAGACAAAUACUCACAUCCGUAUGAGGAUAUACAAAUGGAUCAGCUUGCAGCAGGAGAAGUCGAGCUACACCAUCCAGGCAGCAGUACCAGAAGCAAUAGCAACAUGAAACAAUCCGGCAUGGACUCGCCAACACUGGUCCCUCAAGAUAAUCGAGCCAAUAGCAUUUCCUCAGCAAAAACCAUGACUUCGCAGGACCUCGAAGCUGCUACGCAAAGGAAAUCACAGAGGCAAAUUCGUCAUGAAAAUUUUCAAGAUUUCCUCCAUUACUUUAGAAAAUGGAGAAAUCUUAAAGUGUUGCUCGGUGUCAGCUUGUGCUGGUUCUUCAUGGAUAUAGCAUUCUACGGUACAAAUCUCAAUCAAGCUUUGAUUUUAAGCUCCAUGGGAUUCGCACCCGAAAAUGAGCCUCCAUGGAAUACUCUGUUUAAACAGGCCAUUGGUAACCUUAUCCUGUCAGCGCUUGGUGCUUUCCCCGGCUAUAUUGCAACCGUUUUGUUAAUCGAAAAAAUGGGAAGAAAGCCAAUUCAGUAUAUGGGUUUUAUCGCAGUUGGCGUAAUUUUUAUCAUUCUCGGCGCUGUCUGGCAUCCGUUACAAGCAGCAUCCGUCGCUGGCUUUAUCGUACUUUUUGCAAUUGCUCAGUUCUUCUUCAAUUUUGGACCCAAUACAACAACGUUUGUUCUUCCAGCUGAAGUAUUUCCAACACGUCAUCGAGCCAAGGCACACGGAAUCGCUUCCGCUUCCGGCAAACUUGGUGCUAUUAUUGCCACAUUUGCAUUCAAUGCACUUGCUGAUGUCGGUGGCCCUGAAGGUGAAAGAAGCUUUUUACCAGGCGUAAUCAUCAUUUUCGGUGUGAUCAUGCUUAUUUGUAUUCUCUUUACCACAUGGAUUCCCGAGACAAAGGGGCGUUCAUUGGAAGAAUUUGAGAAUUAG
Messenger RNA from Zychaea mexicana, 1851 nucleotides. RefSeq names its product major facilitator superfamily domain-containing protein. Gene Ontology annotation, cellular component: membrane. The transcript is spliced from 13 exons. Bases 1 to 1851 code for a protein of 616 amino acids. Gene Ontology annotation, molecular function: transmembrane transporter activity. The record is from RefSeq and is a predicted model, not a curated record. Gene Ontology annotation, biological process: transmembrane transport. Lineage: Eukaryota; Fungi; Mucoromycota; Mucoromycetes; Mucorales; Lichtheimiaceae.